This is a messenger RNA of Cervus elaphus (red deer), 397 nucleotides long. Its product is annotated as ubiquitin-like protein 5. The transcript has a single exon. Gene Ontology annotation, biological process: mRNA splicing, via spliceosome; protein modification process. NCBI's taxonomy places the organism in Eukaryota, Metazoa, Chordata, Mammalia, Artiodactyla, Cervidae. The coding region runs from base 73 to 294 and encodes 73 amino acids. Gene Ontology annotation, cellular component: cytoplasm; nucleus. Gene Ontology annotation, molecular function: protein tag activity; protein binding. The record is from RefSeq and is a predicted model, not a curated record.
GACUCUGGCCUGGGCUCAGCAGUCGUGUGAGGAGGUUGUGGCGUCUGCUUCUUCCAGGCUGUUUGAGCCAGGAUGAUCGAGGUUGUUUGCAACGACUGUCUGGGGAAGAAGGUGCGCGUUAAGUGCAAUACGGAUGACACCAUCGGGGACCUUAAGAAGCUGAUCGCAGCCCAAACUGGCACCCGUUGGAACAAGAUCGUACUGAAGAAGUGGUACACGAUUUUUAACGACCACGUGUCUCUGGGGGACUAUGAAAUCCACGAUGGGAUGAACCUGGAGCUUUAUUACCAAUAGAGCAGAAUUCCUUCUUCCUGCCCUUCCCCCUCCUCCCACCCUCACUCCCCACACUAAUAUGGAUGCUUGUUUUUGGAAACUCAUGUUAAUAAAAACUUAGAGG